Messenger RNA from Gigantopelta aegis, 2407 nucleotides. RefSeq names its product tubulin beta chain-like. The record is from RefSeq and is a predicted model, not a curated record. Gene Ontology annotation, cellular component: microtubule; cytoplasm. The transcript has 4 exons. Bases 99 to 1439 code for a protein of 446 amino acids. NCBI's taxonomy places the organism in Eukaryota, Metazoa, Mollusca, Gastropoda, Neomphalida, Peltospiridae. Gene Ontology annotation, molecular function: structural constituent of cytoskeleton; GTPase activity; GTP binding. Gene Ontology annotation, biological process: mitotic cell cycle; microtubule cytoskeleton organization.
CACUAUAAAUAAGUUGACGACGGAUUUUUGUGCGGUAAUCUGUUGAGACUUGGUAAAAGAUAUUUUGUUGGUGAAUUACAGUAAAAUACAUUUCGAAAAUGCGUGAAAUCGUUCAUUUACAAGCUGGACAAUGCGGCAACCAGAUUGGUGCCAAGUUUUGGGAAGUGAUCUCUGAUGAGCAUGGAAUUGACCCUACAGGAACGUACCAUGGCGACUCUGACCUCCAACUGGAGAGGAUCAACGUCUACUACAAUGAGGCUACAGGUGGGAAAUAUGUUCCCCGUGCUGUGUUGGUCGACUUGGAGCCCGGAACUAUGGACUCCGUGAGAUCCGGACCUUUUGGUCAGAUCUUCAGACCAGACAACUUUGUGUUCGGUCAGAGCGGUGCUGGUAACAACUGGGCCAAAGGUCACUACACAGAGGGCGCUGAACUCGUAGAUUCGGUUCUGGAUGUUGUCCGCAAGGAAGCUGAAAGUUGCGAUUGUCUUCAAGGAUUCCAGCUGACACAUUCACUGGGUGGCGGCACUGGUUCCGGUAUGGGCACCUUGCUUAUCAGCAAGAUCCGUGAAGAGUAUCCAGACAGAAUCAUGCUCACAUUCUCGGUCGUCCCAUCUCCUAAGGUAUCCGACACAGUGGUUGAGCCCUACAACGCUACCCUCUCCGUCCAUCAGCUGGUUGAGAACACUGACGAGACGUACUGUAUCGACAACGAGGCUCUGUACGACAUCUGCUUCCGUACCCUGAAACUGACCACCCCAACCUAUGGUGACUUGAACCAUCUGGUGUCUGCUACCAUGUCCGGUGUCACAACCUGUCUCAGAUUCCCUGGUCAACUGAACGCUGAUCUUCGCAAACUGGCGGUCAACAUGGUUCCAUUCCCACGUCUCCACUUCUUCAUGCCAGGCUUUGCUCCACUCACCUCCCGUGGAAGCCAGCAGUACCGCGCCUUGACAGUCCCUGAGCUCACCCAGCAGAUGUUUGAUUCCAAGAACAUGAUGGCUGCCUGCGAUCCACGUCACGGUCGCUACCUCACUGUUGCUGCCAUCUUUCGUGGCCGCAUGUCCAUGAAGGAGGUUGAUGAGCAGAUGUUGAACGUCCAGAACAAGAACAGCAGCUACUUCGUCGAAUGGAUCCCCAACAACGUAAAGACAGCCGUAUGCGACAUUCCACCACGUGGUCUCAAGAUGUCUGCCACCUUCAUCGGCAACAGCACCGCCAUCCAGGAGCUGUUCAAGCGAAUCUCCGAGCAGUUCACCGCCAUGUUCAGGAGAAAGGCUUUCCUCCACUGGUACACUGGUGAGGGCAUGGAUGAGAUGGAGUUCACUGAGGCAGAGUCCAACAUGAAUGACUUGGUCUCUGAGUACCAGCAGUACCAGGAUGCCACCGCUGAGGAGGAGGGGGAGUUUGAUGAGGAGGAAGGUGAUCAAGAAGAAGCUUAAGUUUAGAACAGUGCAGUCUCCAUCAGGACCCUUAAUUGUUUACUUCUACUUACACAUCAAUCAGACUGGACUCUACCAAAGAAUGCACAUGCAUGUCUACAGUUCAUUACAUUCUUUAAACUUAAAAUGAUUUUGAUUGUAGUAUUUGGUGCACUUUAUUCUAGUACUUAAAAAUGGUGCACUGUUUGUGGACAAUUCCAUUGCCAGAUGGAUAAAUAGGCAAUUGUUUUUAUUCUGAUCUUGACCAUCGCAUAAUAUCAAAAACGUAAAUAACUAUAUCGAAUAUGCAAAAGCAAAAACAAGACUAUUUUGAAAAUGAGAUUUGACAAUUGGGCUGGAAAUUCUUUUUACGUAGGGUAGGUUGGCUUUUAAAAUAAAUAUAUAUCUCUAUCUCUUUAUCUCUAUCUAUCUAUCUAUCUAUCUAUCUAUCUAUCUAUAUAUAUGCAUGCAUGCAUACAUACAUAUAUUGUACUUCAUUCAGCUCUACAGGUCCAGAUAAAAAAUAUAUAUUAAUUUGUUUUUAAAUCUUAAAAAAAAAAACAAUGCAUAAAAAAAAAGGUUGGGUCCCCAGAAAUACAUUUUUAAAAUCCUUAUAUAAAGCUUGUUGAAAUUGGUAAGAAAUUUGGGCUAGUGCUUUAUUUUUUGGUGGUUUUUGAAAUUUACAAACCCACUAGCCCUAUGGCUAGUGACUUUUAGAAAAAUUUUCAUACCCUGUGAUCAGCACUUUAAAAUGGUGGUCUAUGUGCAAUUCCAUUUCUAGAUGUUUAAAUGAACAGUAUCUUUUUUAUUUGUUGACCGCCAGUUGUCUGUCAUCUGUGAUAUAAGCAAGACUGGUCUAAGUUUUCUCGUGGUGGUCACAAACUUACAAAUUAGUGUUCUUCUAUACUGGGUCUUUUCAAUUAUUUUGUACCAUAUAAAUUCUGGCAACCAUAUGAUGUCCGGAGAGAGAAUAAAAACAAUCCAUCUUU